GAAAGCCACGGUCACCCCAACUGCUCGGAGGCAGGCGGACCACAGAAGACAGAACCUGCCAGGGGCUUCUUCCAUCCACUUCGAACCCACUCUCUGAUACACAGCAGAAGCCCGACGGGUACCCACAAUGCACUCUACACUUCCAGUGAAGUGGAAACGUGUCGCCACCUCUACCCAUGGGAAACUUUUUGUGCUCCUGCAAGCUGAGCAGACAUCUGAGAUUUUGGUUGGACUUUUCCGCUGAUCUCGAAGGAGGAUCAAGAUGAUGAUUGAGCAGCCAAACCUGGAGGAUGUUAGUGACUGCGUGGAGAAACUGAGCUCUGAGGAGAUGGAGUGUAAGAUCUGCUACUCUGCGUACAACCUGGGGAGCUGCAGGCCAAAGGUGCUCGAGUGCUGCCACCGUUUGUGUUCAAGGUGCCUCGUUAAGAUCCUGGACCUGCGUGAGUCACCUUCCAACGUCUUGGUGUGUCCAUUCUGUCGGUACGUCACCAAACUGCCCCGAGAGGCUGUGAUCAAUCUGCCGGAUGAYAGUAAUCUGAUGGCAUCGCUGGCCUUUCAGAACCAGAGGAACCUGCGCUUCCGUCAGGACUCUACAGCCGAGCUGCUCCUCAACCCCAGACACCUGAGCUCACUGACAGGUGGCAACACGUCCCCCAUGUACACCUCCUCCUCCACCCCGUACUCCACCAUCCGGAGCUCCCCCAACUUUGUAGUCAUCACUAUCGUGGAGCCUCCGCCUGCAUCAGCAACCACCCAGGAUCUCCAGGCGUCGAACCAGARCUCCUCCAGUCUGGACUCGUUGGCCUCCAUCUCCCAGAGGUGGACGGUGUGGAACUGUGUGGCCCUGCUGUGCCACACCUCGGCCCGGGCUCUGGUGUGGGUGCUGGGGCUCCUGUACUUCAGCUCGCUGCCGAUGGGGGUCUACCUGCUCAUCAUGAAGAGGACCACAGCCGGGGUGCUGCUGGUGAGCGUGGUGCCAGCCAGCCUCGUCCUGAUCAUGCUUUUUGGGUUCUGCCAGUGUAUUUGUUAUGAGUUCUGGCAYCGCGUGCCGUCGUAAUGAGAAAUGGACAGCUUGCUUUGAAAAGAUCUCAAGAGUUUACUAACAGGAAAUGUUUCUGUGCAACAAACCAUGUGGAGGAACAGAAAACAGCUCGUUUUUAGUGGUGAAAAAAGCAAAAACUUUAUAAAUUCUGCUCAGAAUUUGAGGCUUGUUGUUGUUAUUCAUGUUUUUGUUUUACAACCAGCUUUUUACCUGAUGCAGAAAUGUAAAAGAUGCCAUUUUCAACACAUUUGAGUUURUCUAACAGUUAUGACUGCAUCAAAAACCUAAAGAAAUAAAGUUUCAGAGCUCUGCACAAGCUGCAGGAUUCUGUCAAAUCUGGGGCACAAAUAUGUUUUCCAUCAGUGACAGAAUCAAACGAAAAUAUCACAAACAUAAAAACACAUCUAAUAAUGAAGGAAAACAGUUCAUGUAUAUGAAUCUGAAGAUGUUGUGAGAUCUGUUUUUUUUAAUUUUUUUUUUUUAUUGUUGGCCUCUGCAUGAGAAAAAACACUGACAAAGCUUUACAACAUUUACUGGUUUGUUUUAAAGAACAUCACUGAAAUAAACACAUUGUUUAAAUAAAAAAUUAGAAUAAA
Molecule: messenger RNA, 1638 nt
Organism: Austrofundulus limnaeus
Lineage: Eukaryota; Metazoa; Chordata; Actinopteri; Cyprinodontiformes; Rivulidae
Gene: rnf182
Product: ring finger protein 182
Exons: 1
Coding region: 263-1057 (264 amino acids)
Biological process (GO): protein ubiquitination
Cellular component (GO): cytoplasm
Molecular function (GO): ubiquitin-protein transferase activity
Source: RefSeq, a predicted model, not a curated record